AUGUACAAAUCUACCAAACAGCGAUGUUUUAAGAACAUUAAUGUGAACCAGCUUCCAUUGACAUGGCGAGCCAACAAGAAAGCCUGGAUGACGGGACAACUAUUCACCGAGUGGGUUUCUGAGCUUGAUAGACGGAUGAGGCUAUCUAGACGGAACAUUUUAUUAUUCUUGGACAAUGCUCCAUCACAUCCUAAUGUGAAACUGACCAACGUGAAGCUGGCAUUCUUUCCUGUGAACACCACACCUGUACUUCAGCCUCUGGACCAGGGUAUAAUACAGGCAGUGAAGAUGGUGUACAGGAAGUGA
This is a messenger RNA of Pecten maximus, 306 nucleotides long. RefSeq names its product tigger transposable element-derived protein 4-like. Bases 1 to 306 code for a protein of 101 amino acids. Gene Ontology annotation, molecular function: DNA binding. The record is from RefSeq and is a predicted model, not a curated record. Gene Ontology annotation, cellular component: nucleus. NCBI's taxonomy places the organism in Eukaryota, Metazoa, Mollusca, Bivalvia, Pectinida, Pectinidae. The transcript has a single exon.